Molecule: messenger RNA, 2391 nt
Organism: Oppiella nova
Lineage: Eukaryota; Metazoa; Arthropoda; Arachnida; Sarcoptiformes; Oppiidae
Source: the annotation of a GenBank genome assembly
AUGUCUAACAAUGAGAUAACGAUCCUAUUGUUGGGCGAGUCGGGUGUGGGAAAGACGCAUUUCAUCAACGCGUUCGCCAAUUACUUAAAUCAUGCAGAUUUUGGAGUGGGAAGUAAACAUCCAAUUUGCGUCUCACCUAUUGAUAUAACUAUAAUGGACCAUGACACGCUGGAGUCUAUAAAUGUCAAAUUAAUAGACAAUGGCAAUCAAAAAUUCAAUGCAAAUGGCGGCGAAGGAGAAUAUCCUAAAUGUUAUACAUUUCGAAUCAACGAUUUGUUAAUCAAUAUUAUCGAUACUCCGGAUAUAGAGAGGGACGGGAAUAAUGAAAGGGUUAUAAUGGACUUCAUAAGCAAUUAUCGGAAGAUUAACGCCAUUUUGAGUCACUUGAAUAAAUCGGCGACCGAUAACAUACUGUUCCUCUUCGAGAACACCUACAGACCGGGAAACUCUGUGACAGUACUAAUAGCUGAAUUGAAGAGCACAACUAAAAUUGAUAUCAAGUUUAAUAAGGAUAAAAUAUUUUGUAUUAAUUACGAGUCAUUCAAUUACGCCAUUUCUGUCGCGCCACCCAAUAAUGUUAACAUUAGCCCCGAUAUCAGAGUGAACCAGGAUAAAAACUGGAAAAGGUACCCCGAUAGGGAAACAUAUGAGCAACAGACAGUGACACUGGGCAAAUUCGAUAAAAACGAGUUUACUCAAGAUACCACAAAAUCGGUUACACAAUAUCCCAAAUGUUAUAAAUUUGAGAUAGGUGAUGUAAAGCUGAAUAUAAUCGAUACCCCGGGCAUUGCCGAUACAAAGGGCAUUGACAAGGAUAACGCCAAUAUGAGAAAUAUAUUGGAUUUUAUAUCCAAUUAUCAGGAAAUUAAUGCCAUUUGCGUGCUAUUGAAGCCUAACAACGCGAGGGUUAGUAUUGUUUUUCAGUAUUGUUUGUUUCAGUUGUUUAGUCACUUGAAUAAAUCGGCCGCCGAUAACAUACUGUUCCUGUUUACCAACGCUCGUAACACUCAAUACGCACCGGGAGAUACUGGACCAGCACUACAUAAAUUGUUGGACGACAUUAAAGCGAAGCCCCCGUAUGUGGACAUAAAGUAUCACAAGAGUACGAUCUAUUGCUUCGACAACGAGGCCUUUCGGUUCGCAGUGGCGUCGGCACCGCCUAAUAACAUGGUGUUUGACGGCAUGAUGACGCGUGAUUACGAAGUUAGCUGGGAAACGUCAGUAACUGAGUGCGAUAGAUUGCUGGGACGAAUUAUAUCACUGCCACCCCAUACGGUGAUGGACACCCUAUCCCUCAAUAACGCCAAACAGAACAUAUUAUUAUUGACUCAACCAUUGGCUGACAUUACUAAAAAUAUCUCCGAUAACAUGAAAGAGUGCGAACGACACAAACAACGAAUGAAAAAUUUCACUGGUGAUAUAACUGCCCUCAAAGCCCAGCUCUAUAUACCUUCGUUGGACAUCGAAACCAUAGAAUUAGAUCACCCGAAGACUGUCUGCGGUGAUAAGGAUUGCUGUACUCAAGAGAAUAUUAACGGAACUAUCAAGACCCAUUACAAAACAGAUUGUCAUUCACCAUGCUAUCUAAGAUCAAGUGACGGUGGUAUUAUAGGCAAUGAGGGUCUACGCGAUUGCGAAGCUUUCCAAAAGUCUGAAAAUAUAGGUGAAGCGGAAUGGAGAGUGGCCACAAACCUACUGCCCGAUCAGCACGUGGAGGUAGAUGAACGGGGUAUGGCAUUGGUGCAAUAUGUCGACACGAUUAGAUCGGAAAAUUGUUUCGGGUGCGGCCACUCGUACAAACUGCACCUACAUAUCAAAUACGAUACGCGCAUUGUGAAAAGGGAGGUACGGGAUGAACGUAAAUAUGAACGUAUCAGUACAAGGAAUGAGGCAAAUAUGGCUCAACAAAAUCAAAUUAAACAACUUGAACUUAAAAUUCAAGAGUUGAGCAAUGAGAAUGAUAUAAUUACGACCUGUAUGGCCAAGUUUGCGUGUUUCCUGAAAAAUAAUGCCCUGACACCUUUUAACGAUGCAUUUGAGGGUUAUGUAAAACUUCUCAUUGAGCAAGAGAAGCAAGGUGACAAAGGUAGCGUCGCCAUCAUUAAUCUUGAACGAGUACUAACUCAGUAUACAAAAGAAAAACAAGUAAUUUUGGACGCAAUGAACAAGGCGGGUUCGAAUUCGAACCAAAGUGAUAUAACUAUCAAAGAUAUUGAUGAAAGUAUCAAGCAACUUAAGCAUCUAAAGUGGAAAGGGGCGGAGAUUAGUCAGCUAUUUGAGAAACAACUCAAGGCGAAAGAACAUAGUCAUGUUCAUCAAGAGGAAUCAAUAGAUACCUCGACAGUAAAGGGUUCGAAGAAUUUAAAGUUUUGGAAAAAUUAUCGAAAAUAA